Messenger RNA from Phlebotomus papatasi, 1464 nucleotides. RefSeq names its product DDB1- and CUL4-associated factor 13. Gene Ontology annotation, biological process: maturation of SSU-rRNA from tricistronic rRNA transcript (SSU-rRNA, 5.8S rRNA, LSU-rRNA). Gene Ontology annotation, cellular component: small-subunit processome; nucleolus. Gene Ontology annotation, molecular function: protein binding. The transcript is spliced from 2 exons. NCBI's taxonomy places the organism in Eukaryota, Metazoa, Arthropoda, Insecta, Diptera, Psychodidae. Bases 111 to 1448 code for a protein of 445 amino acids. The record is from RefSeq and is a predicted model, not a curated record.
AAUAUUAUCCAAAAUGUCAUUUUUAUUUUGAGAACAGUUUUCCCUCACGUUGUUUUGGAAGACAAAAUUGCAAUAUUUUCCCAAUUUUUCUACUGAAAAUCAGCCACAGAAUGAAAGUUAAAGUGAUUAGUCGGAAUCCCGAUGACUAUCUCCGUGAAACAAAAAAAGAUUUACACAAAAUGCCGAGGAAUUACAAUCCUUCUUUGCAUCCUUUUGAGGCUCCCCGGGAGUAUGUUCAGGCUCUGAAUGCUACAAAGCUGGAGAGAGUGUUUGCCAAGCCAUUUCUCGGUUGUCUCGAUGGACACAGAGAUGGUGUAUCUUGUUUUGCCAAGCAUCCACAGAGUCUGUCUUGCCUCAUUAGUGGUGGCUACGAUGGUCAGAUUUGUGUGUGGGAUCUCCCAACGAGAAACAACAUGAGGAACUUCUAUGGUCAUGAAGGAUUUGUCCAUGGGAUUACGUAUAUGCCAGAUGGGAAAUCUUUUAUAUCCGUAGGGAAUGAUAAGAGCAUAAAAUUCUGGAAGACUGCACAGCCAGACUUUGGGGAAGAUGAAGAACCCUUUCACACAAUUCUCAGUCGAACGGUACUCAUGGGCAUCAGUCACCAUCGGCAUGAGUCACUUUUUGCCACAUGCGGAGAAGUCUGUCAACUUUGGGAUGAGUCUCGCAGUGAACCACUGAAAACUCUCAAAUGGGGAGUAGAUUCCCUCCAUGCUGUGACCUUUAACAUGGUGGAAACUUCCCUUUUGGCUUCCUGUGCAAGUGACAGGAGUAUCAUUCUGUACGAUCAGCGGGAAGCUAAACCACUGCGAAAGGUCAUAAUGACAAUGAGGCCAAAUAAACUCGCCUGGAAUCCCAUGGAAGCUUUCACAUUCUCCGUGGCAAAUGAGGAUUACAAUCUGUACACCUUUGACACAAGACGCCUGAAGAAUCCCGUGAAGAUUCACAAAGGACACGUUUCUGCUGUCACGGAUGUGGACUACUCUCCAACUGGUCAGGAAAUUGUAUCUGGAAGUUAUGAUAAAACCAUCAGGAUUUACAGUGUCUUUAAGAAUUUCUCCCGGGAUGUUUAUCACACCAAAAGGAUGCAACAUAUCACCUCCAUCGGUUGGUCCUUGGAUAAUAAAUACAUCUUCAGUGGUUCCGAUGAGAUGAACAUACGACUGUGGAAGGCAAGAGCAUCUGAGAAGUUGGGUGUUGUUCGUCAACGCGAAAGGAUGGCUUUCAGGCAGAAUGAGACUCUGAAGGAGAAAUUCAGUGCUCAUCCGCAAGUUAGACGAAUAGCUCAGCACAGGCAUGUGCCCAGGAAGGUGUUCAAUGAUCAGAGGAAACAAAAUUUCAUUCGGGAAAGGGAAGUCAAGAAGGAGCUUAACCGCAGGAAGCAUUCAAAGCCUGGGAAACAUGUUCAUAUUCCUGAGAAACAAAAGGUGAUUCUUUCAGAGAAAAAAUAAAAUACGCCAACUUUGA